This is a messenger RNA of Botrytis cinerea B05.10, 2091 nucleotides long. RefSeq lists its product as hypothetical. Bases 1093 to 2091 code for a protein of 332 amino acids. Lineage: Eukaryota; Fungi; Ascomycota; Leotiomycetes; Helotiales; Sclerotiniaceae. The record is from RefSeq and is a predicted model, not a curated record. The transcript is spliced from 5 exons.
GCUUUGCGAGGAAAUCAAUCUGCUUUUGAUUCUAUUGUGGGUACUCCAAUGCCAUCAUAUAAAAGAAUGCAGUUGCAUCCUUCUCGAUUUCCCUUGAAAUCAGAGUCACUCGAUAUCCCAUUCCACUACAGAAAGCAAACACCGAUCUAUCAAAACUUACGUUUUUCACAGGCCUUUUCAACAGACAAUUCCAAGUGUCAAUCAUCCAAAGUAAGUAAUCCUCAGCAUUUCCAUCAUUUUCAUGGUCAAUACCGCGCGACCUUUCCAUCCUGCCAUUCCAGCGAAGAACCUGCUCUACCAACCUCAAGACCACCAAUGCUAACUUGCGUCCCAACAGGAUUUUCUCAUACGCCAUUCUUGUUGAUCAAGAUCGUGUAUUUACCAUCGAGUAAGUCAGACCUUUGAACUGAUAUGAGGUUUACUUUCUUCCACAUUCUGCACCACUCCCAAUUUCCUCAACUUUCUUAUUCUCCGAUAUCGCACAAUCUUUCUGAUUCUCUCCUGCAUUUUCCCUAUAUGGUAUCUUGCUAGUCGUAUUUCUCCCCUUCGUCUUUCUUCAGUUUGAAGCACAUAUCUCUCCUACUUGUCCUUUUUCAUCCGAGUCCUAUAUUUCUCAUUCAACAUUCAUGUACAGCGUACCAAGGUUAAAGGUCUCAUCGCUAACUCUUAGAGUAGCUCUUUAAUUUCGACUUACCUGUUUUCUUUAAUACAUUUGACUUUUUGAAACCAAUACUUUGUACUUCCUCUGUUGUCCUUUAUCGAUCUUGAAGACUGCUUCAGUGUUUGUAUUUCGCCGACAACAAGCUUCUGCGGCUAUCCUUUGUCACUAGGACCAACCUAACAAGUUUUCUCGAUCUACGAUCGAUUUUGGGCGGUCUUCGUCUCUGCGUCCCUUCCUUGGCACCAGAAGCAAACUUACAAAUAUCUUCUGAUUUUUGACCCUACAUCAAAUCUGAAGCCCCUCGGUCGUUCCUAUCGGCCCUUGGAACUCAGCAUAGUCGACUCUCAAUACCAAGUUUCAGUGUCGUUUCUAUCGACACCGAAGAUAUAACAAGCAUCCUCUUUCUCCGUAUCUCACCAUCCAGAAACAUCAUGUGUUAUAUUCACGACAACAUCAGAUGGUUUGCCAACAUGCCACUCGCAACCAUUGCAGACUUUGAAAAGGCCGCGUGGCUUGAUCUUGCGCUUACAAGAAAGCUCGUCGGUAGAAAACCAAUGAUGCGUCUCAAUUGGCUCAACCUUGAAGUGAAGUCCGUUAGAUAUAAGCCAUUUGGCGAGAAUAUCGCGGUAGUUCAAGCUCCCAAGCCAGUCGCUACAACCUUUUCGUUCUUCACUGAACUUGCUACCGAAUUGCAAAACAAAAUUUGGAUUAUGGCAUCGCUGGAAUGUUCCCGCUUUAUCACAAUCAUCGAGGAAAAUGUCGAUGUUAGCACACACCCUAAUGAUGACCAGUAUACAGUUAUCGGAGCUAAGCGCCCAAGAGUUUUGUACACAUGUAAAGGUGCCUUAUCUGCCAUGGUUGGCAUUUAUAAACCAAUGUUCCACCUUAAUUCAUCCAGGUAUCAUGGCGCAAAGAAGGGAGUUAUGGUCAAUCCCGACAUCGAUACCAUCGAUUUCGUGUCUCUUCUCGACUUUCAAACUCCUCCGUUGGAUUUUGUUGGAGCUCUUUUGAAUCCUGGAGAGCUCUCCGGAGUUCGUCAUGUUUGCCUCCCCGUGCAAGAAUUUCACGACAACUUUCAAUCCGUUGCUCAAGUUAUUCGCAACCUACCUUCACUUGACACUGUGGCAGUUGAGACUGAGCAGGUCGAUCUAACACUUCCUGACACUCUCCAUAUCCAGUUUUUAUUCGCAGACAUCCGUUACGCUAGACCUGACCGAUCACCACGCACUGAGAUGACCAUAAUGGUCAUGUAUGGCGGUAACCUUUUCAUCGGUGCACAGGCCAUUGGCAUACUAUUCAAUGACGUUACCAACUUAACUCAUCAAGCUGGCAUCCUUGAGUCGUUGGCAAAGAUGAAUCUAAUGAUGAGGCAAGAACCGAACUUUCCUGAUAGGAUUCUUGCUUCUUUCAAUUACCGAAACUUCUGGUGA